Talaromyces proteolyticus is the source of this 531-nucleotide messenger RNA. RefSeq lists its product as uncharacterized. Lineage: Eukaryota; Fungi; Ascomycota; Eurotiomycetes; Eurotiales; Trichocomaceae. Gene Ontology annotation, biological process: unsaturated fatty acid biosynthetic process. Gene Ontology annotation, molecular function: stearoyl-CoA 9-desaturase activity; iron ion binding. The record is from RefSeq and is a predicted model, not a curated record. Gene Ontology annotation, cellular component: endoplasmic reticulum membrane. The annotation marks the transcript as partial. The transcript has a single exon.
GGGUAUCAGAGGCUCUGGCCAUAUCGGUCAUAUAUUUCCCACAAGCCAUUGAAAUUGAUUCUCGCAGCUCUUGGUGCCGGGCCCUUUCAAGGAUUGAUUCUUUUCUGGGCCCGAAAACAUCGGGAGCAUCAUCGCUAUACUGAUACCGAACUUGACCCUUAUAGAGUUAACAAGGGUCUUCUUCAUGCACAUAUAUUGUGGACCUUAAUCAAGACACCAAGUAAAACUCGCCAUGUGGAUGUUUCUGAUCUUCAAGAAGUCCCAAUCGUGGUUUUUCAGGAUAGAUAUUACGCACCGAGUGCCAUUAUAAUGGGUUGGGUGUUUCCAGUACUCGUUGCUGGUUUUGGUUGGAAUGAUUGGGUUGGAGAAUUUAUAUACACAGGAAUCCUACGAGCGUACCUUGCAGCAUUCUGUGUCAACUCCCUUGCGCAUUACGCGGGAGAACAACCGUGCGGUGAUCAACGCAGCGCUCGUAACCACUGGAUCUUUCACCACGAAUUCCCAUCCGACUAUCCCACUGGUAUUGAGUAG